AUGACGCACGAAACAAGCGCAUUGACUCGAGGGUUUGAAGUGGUGGCGGAAGUGUGUUGCAAGCCUCAGACGAACGACAGGAGGGAGGAACGCAGGCUCUCGACUAGUACCGGCUGGGAGCACAGAGCUACCUCAGAACAGAAGGUAGCCGGCACUGUAGGUACUAGCGAAGGAGGUAAGUAG
This is a messenger RNA of Clonostachys byssicola, 183 nucleotides long. Lineage: Eukaryota; Fungi; Ascomycota; Sordariomycetes; Hypocreales; Bionectriaceae. The record is from the annotation of a GenBank genome assembly.